Molecule: messenger RNA, 1974 nt
Organism: Babesia microti strain RI
Lineage: Eukaryota; Apicomplexa; Aconoidasida; Piroplasmida; Babesiidae
Product: Calpain family cysteine protease
Exons: 3
Coding region: 1-1974 (657 amino acids)
Biological process (GO): proteolysis
Molecular function (GO): calcium-dependent cysteine-type endopeptidase activity
Source: RefSeq, a predicted model, not a curated record
AUGGACGUGUUACUUGAGUCUAGUAAAUUGGACAGUUUACACCUUGAAAUUUAUGUAGAAAAUGCUAAAAAAGAGCGUGUGAUUCGAGCUUCUGACCAGUUAUACAUUGCUAAAUUGCUUAGGUGCCAAAAUGCGCCAAAAAUACUCGCUUUUUGGGAUGACCCCCUUGGUAAACCAACUUUAACUACUAAGCAACUGGCAAAAUUGAGUUCAUGGGUCAGACUUUCCCAAAUAGCAGAUAAUCCCACAUUAAUUUGCGGUAAAAUAUCAUACGAGCGAAUACAACAAGGUUAUGUCGGAAACUGCUCAUUCCUGAGCUCCCUGACUUCUAUGGCAAAUUAUGAUGCUAAGUAUAAUAAGGAUAUAAUUUCAAAAAUUUUUAUACCAACUCACAUUCAUUCUGUUGUUGAUGUCACUGGUACUAGUGCUGUUUUGGGUGAAUUUUCUAGGCAAAAAAUUCAGAAGACAGAGUUCUCUUGUCGAGUAUACAUCAAUGGUACUGCCAGAAAUAUUAAUGUGGAUGAUUGGGUCCCUAUUAGAUCUGAUGGUAGAUUGUUAUGUGCCCAUUCUACUGACAAAAAUGAAUUGUGGAUUACAAUACUUGAAAAGGUUUUCAUCAAGUUACUUGGCAAUACUUAUAAUAUCAUUGGUACAAAUCCUUGCAUUGAUCUAUACAGAUUUACAAAUUUUAUACCUGAGAUAAUAAAAAUUGGCCGUACGACAAACGAUUGUGUCUGGGGAGAUUUGUAUAGUAGCUUCAAAAAAGGAUUAUGUAUGUCGUGUCUUGGAACAUUAGACUUCGACAAUUCGGAAAUAAACGAUCAACAUGAGCUAAUAAAUGAAGUUAAUGGCGUGUCUUCCAUCUCUGGUAUAGUGUCAAAUCACGCAUAUGCAGUUAUUGAUUUAAAGGAGAUUAAUGGGUACAAAUUGUUGUUUUUGAAGAAUCCAUGGGGUAAAAUAUCCUGGAGACAAAAAUUUUCUGAUUAUGAUAGCAGUGAAGUCUCUUUAAAUGUCUUUAAAGAACUAGGCCAUGUACCGAAAACAGCAGACAACGGUACAUUUUGGAUUCAGUGGUGCGAUGUGAUUAAAUGGUUUUCCUACUUAUACAUAUCGCACGACCCGAUGCAAUUUAAUUAUGAGCGUACAGUACAUUUGCGGUGGAAUUCAUUUCCACACUUUAGUGAAUCUCUGCUGGAUGAUUUCUAUCACAUGGAUUUUAAUCCUAAGCUCAAAAUUUCAUUUUUAGACGACAUAGACAAUGUAUGGGUCUUAUUUAUACAACACAAAAAGUCAAGCAAGGACGAACUGAAGUAUAUUGCAACGCAUCUGUUCCUUAGGGAUAAAAAAAUACUUUCUAGUAACCCUGACAUACAAGGGACUUAUUACAAUGCAGAAUGUGCGUUGAAUAAGUUUGAAAAUCUCCCUUCUACAUUCUAUUUGUUAAAUACUUUAUUGGAUAGGCCUGCUGUUUAUCCUUUUAACAUCACCAUCAAAAUUUUUGCUAACCAAGACUUUGUAAUUGAGCCAAUGGCUCCUCCAGUGGAACACACAACGAACUACUUAUCAAUAGUUUCGGAAUGGGACGAUUGUUGCGGUGGUGUAAAUGAUAUAGAUAAUUAUUUUCUCAAUCCUCACAUCAAAUUUACACUAUACCAGCACUCAAAAGUCUUGAUAAUUCUGGAAUCGGAGGAGGCAUUGCACAUAAAUUUGAAGGUAUUUAAGGGCAUAGAUCAAUUAGAUUACUUGCUGAAGCAAGGUAAAGUAAUCACAAGUGGUAUAUGCCGUUUACAUAUGUGCUGCAUUGAGGAUGAAUUUCCAGUUGGUACUUUUACCAUAAUCCCCUCAACUUACAGUGGUAGCGGCGGUACUUUUAGGAUUGUGGCCUAUGUAACUCCGUUGUAUUACUCGGAGUUUAAUGAUUGUGUCUUGGGUGAAUUAGAGUUGAUUUCUAGGGGUAACAACUGUCUGAUGUAA